UCUUUUUUCCUCCCUAAACAGCCUUACCCAGUUGAGAAAGUCGUAGUUAAAACCGUCGAUCGCCCAUACGAAGUCAUCAAGCACGUCCCACAACCUUACCCAGUCGUCCAAACUAAAGUCGUCGACCGUCCAGUACCACAACCAUACCCAGUUGAAGUUGUUAAGCACGUUGACCGUCCAGUGCCAUACCCACAACCAUACCCAGUAGUUCAAACACGUACCCAAGUCGUCGAGCGUCCAGUGCCACAACCAUACCCAGUUGAAGUUGUUAAGCAUGUGGAUCGUCCGGUUCCAGUUGCACAACCUUACCCAGUGGUCCAAACUCAAGUUGUUGACCGCCCAGUACCAGUCGUCCAAACCCAAGUUGUUGAAAAGCACGUGCCAGUUAUUGCUGCCACCGCUGCACCAGCCGUCGCUUACUCAGCUCCAAUUGUUCAUGCCGCUCCAGCACUCUCAUUGAGCGCUGGUCACGGUUUCUCUGGUCACGGUUUCGCUGCCCAUAGCUACGCUGCCCCAGCAUUGAGCGCUGGUCACGGUUUCGCUGCUACCGCUGCUCCAUUUGUUGCAUCAACAGUUGCUCCAUCAUACGCCUCAGGAGCCUACUCAGCUUUCCAAUCAAGCCAUGUCCCACAUGUCGAGCAUUUCCACCACUAGACUUGUAUUUUAAGUAAUAGUAGCGUAAUUGACUUCUGCCACAACCUCCGCCUGAUAUAACUGUACCGAUGAAUGAUGAACCCAUUGUACAUUUCAAAUUUGAUUUAUAUACUUUGCCGAAAAAAUAAAAAUUAAAUGAAUCUCGAUCGCAUAGUAUCACGUUUGCAUUGCCCAACUGUGAUCAAAUAUGAUGUGUGCUUUCGAAAUGUUUCAAACAAUAAACAA
Sitodiplosis mosellana (orange wheat blossom midge) is the source of this 879-nucleotide messenger RNA. It is a transcript of the gene Vajk2, whose product is annotated as zinc finger protein 512B. The transcript has 4 exons. The annotation marks the transcript as partial. NCBI's taxonomy places the organism in Eukaryota, Metazoa, Arthropoda, Insecta, Diptera, Cecidomyiidae. The record is from RefSeq and is a predicted model, not a curated record.